AUGGUGAAGACAGAGCAGAGGGUUCAGCUCACAGAGACAUCAAAGCCAAUGCCAUCAUCCAAAACAUCAUCAACAUCAGCAUCUUCAUCAGCUUGCAAGAAGAAGAAGUACAAGGGAGUGAGAAUGAGGAGCUGGGGCUCAUGGGUUUCAGAGAUUAGAGCCCCAAAUCAGAAGACAAGAAUAUGGUUGGGUUCAUAUUCUACAGCAGAGGCAGCAGCCAGAGCCUAUGAUGCUGCCCUCUUGUGCCUCAAGGGAUCCUCCGCCAACCUCAACUUCCCCUCCACUGCCUCCUCUCAUUUUAUCCCUCAGGAAAUUACCAUUAUGUCCCCCAAGUCCAUCCAGAGAGUGGCUGCAGCUGCUGCCAAUAGUUUUGCCAUUGAUAAUGCCACCACCCCAACCACCACAAAUAUUGCCUCCCCACCAUCACCCCCUCCUCAAUCUUCUUCAUCUUCAUCCUUGGUCUCCUCCCCAUCAAUGUCUUCGUCCCCGUCCAAUAAUCACCUAGACGACGACAUGUCAUCACUGAUGGGGUCAUUUGAGCCCUACACUCCUACUUAUGAUCAUCCCCAUCAGGCAAUUGAUCAAUUACCAAUGUCUAGCAUGGAACCAUGGAACAACUUUGAUGAUGGCCUACAAUCCCCAAAAUACAUUGACCAGAUGUUCAAUGGCACCUUCUUCGAUCCACCCAUGAUUUAUGACUUUUAUGAGGAAAGUGAUAUUCCCUUGUGGAGCUUCUGCUGA
Messenger RNA from Prunus armeniaca (apricot), 741 nucleotides. The record is from the annotation of a GenBank genome assembly. NCBI's taxonomy places the organism in Eukaryota, Viridiplantae, Streptophyta, Magnoliopsida, Rosales, Rosaceae.